AUGUUCAGCAAGUUCACUAAAAACAUUUCAAACUACGAUUUAAGACCUCGUGACGAAUUCUUGAUAUCAAAUGUCCGUCGACAAAUCACCUUUGAAAGAAGGCAACCUAUAGCUGCAUCGAAAACCCUCAAUUCAUUUACAUUACCGACCGGGAACUAUGAGUUCCCCUUCAAGAUAUGUAUAGGUAGCUCUGCUACCGAGACUAUCACAGGGAUCAAUCAUGAGUAUCAUUCCUACAAGGUGCAGGGCGUCAUAGAGCGCCGCUUCGGCAAAGACUUUGUCGUCUCACAGCCCAUUAGAGUCUACAAAUACUUGGGGCUUGAGACUAAUCAUCCAUGGCCAAGCUUUCCUGAGUCUAUCGAAAACCAGCGGGAUGAGAAUAUCCACUACAACAUUUCAAUCCCCGAUCGGAAUAUCCCCUUCGGCUCCAGUUUCCCGGUGGAAUUUUGGCUUACGCCAUUGUCAAAAGACAUACAGCUAGCAGCGAUUGAAAUCCAAGUUCUUGAGAGACACAGCCUCAGAAUUGAGGCAACCGCUGCAGAGUCAGUACGAAGUAAUGUUCAUUUUUUGACCUCGAGAAGAACCUACGUUGUCUUUAGUGAGAGGCAUGAUCUCACGGUCGAGAACUAUGAGACGCCAAACCCGGAAUUUUCGGACGUUGAGUGGCGCAUUACAAAGCCUGUUCAUCUACCUCUGUCGAUGGACGCUUGCUCACAGUCAAUUCGACUAGAAAUUAUCAAAAUUGCGCACGUUUUGACCACUACAAUUGAACUGCGAACUCUGGAAGGGUGUAUAUCGACAAUUACGGAAUCCAUUCCGUUUGAUAUUUUCAUGUCCCCUGAUGUUGUUGGGGAAAAUGGAGCUGUCCAUGGCCAAGAUAUCGAGCAGUCUCAAAGCAAGAACAUUCCUCCUCCUCCCUACGGAGCCCAUACCAUGGAUCUCGCGGUACAAGAUUCCUUGGAAGGCCGAGGAGAUAGUGUUUACGGGAAUCAAACAACAACAGGUAUAAACAUUGGGCAGCUUCCGGACGAACAAAAUCAUACCUGCCAAGUCUUGGAAAAUGUGCCCAGCUACGAAAGCGAUGUUUGUAUGGUCACUUGA
Penicillium atrosanguineum is the source of this 1101-nucleotide messenger RNA. Its product is annotated as arrestin C-terminal domain-containing protein. The record is from RefSeq and is a predicted model, not a curated record. NCBI's taxonomy places the organism in Eukaryota, Fungi, Ascomycota, Eurotiomycetes, Eurotiales, Aspergillaceae. The transcript is spliced from 4 exons. Bases 1 to 1101 code for a protein of 366 amino acids.